Monodelphis domestica (gray short-tailed opossum) is the source of this 7657-nucleotide messenger RNA. It is a transcript of the gene TTC22, whose product is annotated as tetratricopeptide repeat domain 22. The record is from RefSeq and is a predicted model, not a curated record. Gene Ontology annotation, molecular function: protein binding. NCBI's taxonomy places the organism in Eukaryota, Metazoa, Chordata, Mammalia, Didelphimorphia, Didelphidae.
UGAGAAGAAUAUUUGUACUGCCUGUCUCCUAGGGUGGUUGUAAGCUACAUAACUCAAGAGAAAUGGAAAUUAUUGGGCAGCCAGAUGUUUCAAUAAAUAGAGCUUUGUUAGGGGGCAGCUGGGUGGCUCAGUGGAUUGAGAGCUAAGAGCCAGGCCCCAUGACAGGAGGUCCUGGGUUCAAAUCUGGAUCCAGACACUUCCCAGCUGGGUGACCCUAGAUAAGUCACUUGACCCCCAUUGCCUAGCCCUUACCACUCUUCUGCCUUGGAACCAAUACACAGUAGUGAUUCCAAGAUGGAAGGUAAGGGUUUAAAAAAAAUAGAUAGAGCUGUUGACCUGGAGUCAGAAAGACCUCAGUUCAGAGCCAAUUUAUUUUCUUUUACAUGUGUGGAGGGUUGGGGGUGAGCUCAGAGUGUUUCUUACUCUACUAUCUUAGUUUCCCAGCAUCAGAAAGACCUGAGUUCAAAUCCAGCCUCAAUACUUACCAGUUGUGUAAUCUUGGGCAACUCACUUAACAUCCGUGCCCGGUUUCCUCUUCUGUAUAAUGGAGUUAAUAAUGGCACCUACCUUACAAGGUUUAGUGAGGACCAAAUGAGAUAUUAAUCAAAAAAUUCUUAGCCUAGUGCCCACCACAUGAUAAGCACUUUAUAAAUGGGAGCUGUUGUUAUUAUUUAAAGGGUGGGUUUGUUGGGAGUACAGAAGCAAGAUGGCAGACCCAAUGCUGUUUUAGACUAAGAAGGCAAGAAUCCACCCCAGUGCCUAGUUUCUAUGAAUACUGAUGCUGUGCUGGUGGGAAGGGCAGGAGGGAUUGUCUUAAUCAAUUACUCAACCAGUUUUCAUCUGUAAAAUGAGGGAGUUGGACUCAGUGGUCCUCAAGGCCAUUGGCCAUUCCUAUGGCCUCUUCUUGCUUUAAAUAUGGAGCCUCUCAACAGAUAGAUAGCAACUAUGGCUUCCCUCGCCUCGUCUCUAUGUUCCCCUUAGAAGUCUUGGAGCAGAAGCUGGUUGCCCACUUGUUGGGGUUGACCAUUCUUGCUCAGACAUCAGUUGGGACAGACGCCUCUUAGACCCCCACCCGCUCCGAAUUCUGGGAUCCCUCCUCGGAACAUCCAGCUCUCUUUUCUCCAUAAAGAAUUUCCCAGUUGAUUCUCAGCUCCUUCUGUGCAAUGGCCCUUCUCUGUGGAAUUGUGGGACUUCAGAGUUGGGAGACGCCUGAAUAACCAUCUUGUCUAGUCAAGACCUGAAUAAACAGCAACGGCAACAAGCCAAACAGGCGGUCCUGCCGAGAUCUCCUGCCUCUCUGGAUCCUUUUGUCUGUCUUUUCAACCCAAGACAUCCUUCUAAUGUUUUCAGGAGCACUUUAUUGACAGUUACUUUACUGUGAUUAUUUCCUGUUCAUGUCACUUUUAUAGGCAGUGGAAUUCAGCUAGUCAAACCAACAAUAGCACCUACUAUGUGCAGGGACCUAAGCUGCACAGAAAGACCGUAAUGAUCAUUUUUUCUGACUGGAUAGACUUGCUGGAGAGCAGAAGCACCUUUGGGACAGCUCCAGGAAUGGACUAGACUAUGGGGAAGCUCUGGCCAGCCUGCUGUUCCCAGGGCGAAUGUUCUUGUUCAGACUUGCCCAGGGAUUUAGCUGAGGAGGAAAUGCCCUCUGCUAAGAGAGAUGGCGCACUGCCCUCUUGGUCCUGGCUUCAUUCUCUCCUGAGCGCUUUCCCCUCUCCCAGAGGAAAGCCCACCUUGUGCUGUGAAGGGAAGCUUCCCAUUGGUUUUCCCCCCUCUGAUGGGAAUCUUGAAGAAUCUCAAGUGCCAGGCAGGGGCCAAUCUGCAGUCCCCUCAGAGGCACUGAGGGGUGGUACAACUUGCCCCAGGGUCCAGCCAGGAGUUAAACUAGGGCGGGAGGCUGGCUCUUCACUGAUCAGCCUGUGGUUGAGUUGUUUCAGUCAUGGCUGUCUCUUCAUGACCCCAUUUGGAGCUUUCUUGGCAAGGAUACCAGAGGGGUUUGCCAUUUCCUUCUCCAGCCCAUUUUACAGACAAGGAAACUGAGGCAAACAGGGGUAAGUGACUCGCCCAGGGUCACACGUCUAGACUGGAUUUAAACUUGGGAAGAUGAGUCUUCCUGAUUCUAGGCGCAGCAUUCCAUCCACCGUGUCACGCCGCUAUUGUUACCACUAGCUGCCCUUUCCCACUUGACUAAGGAAAUCUUGGGUGUCUUCUGCAAUGAGAUGUAUGUCUCCCAGCAGCCUCUGUUCCCUUCAUCGUCUCCUGGGCAGCUCCUUCCCCUCCCCCAAAGGAAAGCCCAACGUUCAUACGCUCUCGGGGUAUUUGUAGGAGGGAACGAGAGCGAUUUAUCUGUUUUGGAGGCAGAAUGGAAGAGGGUCGUCUGUCAACACACACGUGCGCCGGCUUCCACGCUAAGAGCUCCGGGAUACGAGAGAUGCUGCUUCCUCCUCCGGGUUGCAGAGCCAGUGAUGAGCCACAGACGGAAGGGGCCUCCGAGCUCAGCAAUCCCAACCCCCUCAUUUUAUUAGUAAGGAAAAGGAGGGUCCAGAUUGGGGAAGAGACUCACAUGAGCAACCCAGGCGUGUUUCUCAGGGUUCUACCCACCGGGGCUCCCUCCAGUCUCUGGCGUCGCCCCAGGGUUGUGAUCGCCCGCAUGAUGCCUCUCCAGAGACCCAGACCGCCGGUCUGCUGAGCUGCUGACCCGGAGGCCACGUUCCCCAACGGAAGAGUCCCUAGAGAAAGCUGAAGCACUGCUGGGAGAAUCUGUGUCAUCGUGGACGAGUGACAGCUUCCCCGGGCCUCAGUUUCCUUAUCUGUAAAACGGCGUGGCCUCUCAGGUCUACAGUCUUCUGCCUAUGAUCCGACUGGGUGCCGGGCACCGUGAUGCGCCCUCGAGAUGCCAAGACAAAAAUGAAUCCAUUCUGGCCCUCCGUCUUGCAUUCGGUCAAGGAAAGCAGCCUCUCCAGCUAGGAGGAGCUACUAGAAAUGGGUUAAUACAGUAAACGAAGCAAGGUAACUCAGGGGGGCUGAGUGAGGAGGCGGCCUUUGGACUGAGCUUUGAAGGAGGCGGGAAUGUGUGCAUGAUGGACUCUGCCAAGAGAUGGAACAUUAGGGAGGAAGACCAGCAAACAGGCCAGUUUGGCUGAACUGUGAAAGAGAGUAAAGUGGAAUCUGGAGAUGCGGCCAGGGAGAUCGUGAGGGGCAUCAAAGGUGUUUGUAGUUGAUCCUGAGGGACAUAGGGAAUCAUUGAAGCUUCUUGAGCAGGGGAGUAGCAUGCAUAGAACUGUGCGAGCUUAGUGCAUCACGGCAGCAGUUAUGAGGACAUGAGGUGGCCUCCAGGGCUUUUAAGAGCCUCUCUUGAAGGGGGAAGGUUCUGGGGUUCCAUGCAUGUAGCCCCAGGAGACUGAACACUUGGUUUUGUGUGUUUGUUGAUGGAGGGACUAAAGCAGCUAAGCUCGUGGCUCCUGGCCCUGACAGUAGAGCUGCGGGAUUCUCUGCAGCCCUCCAUGGGCUGUGGGAGGGGGCCUGACUGCCCCCUCCCAUUCCAUCUGUUCUGUCUGUCUCGAAAGCUUCAUCUCUGUGUGCCGACUGGACCGGAUCCGCCUCUCCUCAGGGAGGUCGUCUCUGCCUCACGAUGGGGUUUUCCAGCCUCCCAGCAAUCCCUCUUUCCUAUUAUUUCUCAGGGGUUCCCGGCAGGCUCUUCCCCUUGGCCCCAGCCCCUCCCACGUGUGUGUUCAGAUGUCCCAGAUAUCCUGCGUGGGGCAGGAGGAGGCUGGCCAGCAGAGGGGGCAGAGAUGAGACAACAACAACCACCACAAGGUGGGCGCCCCACCAAGGCUCUCCCAGCCCCCCUCUAGGACCUCCAUUUAUCCUUCUAGCCUUUAUCCCCUGGCCCUGAGAUCUGGUUGGUACCAGCUGUCAGAGUGCUGACAUCCCCGCUAGUCUGAGUGCUUGGAGAAGGCGGACUGCCCCAGGGCUUAGCAUGCAGUAGGCACUUAAUAAAUGCCUGUUAUCCCCCUGAAGUGCCUUACAGACCAUCUAGUUUGGGGCCCUUAUUUUACAAAAGAAGACGCUGAGGUCCGGGGAAAUGAUUUGCCCAAACGUCUAGGUAGCCAAUCAGCAGAGAGAAGAGCUUCCCCAAGACUCAGGAGUUGAAGAUUUUCCCACCAUCCCUCAGGGAUGCCCAAAGUAGGGAGCCAAAGGGAACUCCAUCGGUCCCUCAGACCCUGGCUGCUCUCCUAGCACCGACCCUGGAGCCUAACCCUCAGACCACCCCCAUGGCCCGCCCCCACCUCCAUUCUCCUGAUCUCCCCCCAGAUUCCUGAUCGGUCCCCUGCUCCUUCAUGUGGGCUCCCUGGCCCAUAGCCAUAGAAGCUGACUCUCCUGACACAGAAGCCUCUCUGCCUGUUAGCCUUGGCCCUGGAGGGUAUCUCCCAGGCCAGGCAGGAAUCCUCUCCUGCACACACACCAGCCUCAUCCUCCAGCCCAGGACCAAGGAGCCAACGUGCCUUUUGUUGAAGAUCUCCCUGAAUAGCCCAUGGUGAGCAACAUUAGAUGUGGAGCCAGGGCAGUUUACUAACUGUGUGACCUUGGACAAGUCAUUUCCUCUCCUUAGUCCUUAGUUUCCAAAAGGGGUCUGUCGGCUUAGAUCUGUGGAUGAAGCACUGAACUUGACUUGGAUCCGGAAUAAUAACAGCUAAAAACUACCAUUAUAAGAUACUUUAACGUUUGCAAAUCUCCUUUUUUUUUUUUAAACGUGUUCUCCCAUUUGAGCUUCAUAACAAGCCUGGAGGGGCAGCUGAGUGGUGUAGCAUAUAGAGCCUAGAAUCAGGAAGACCUGAAUUCAAAUCCAGCUUAUUAGUAUGUGACACUUAACCCUCUUUGCCUCAAUUUCCUCAUCUGUAAAAUGAAAAGGAAACGACAAGCCCCCGAUCUUUCUGCCCCCUCAGCCGUCCCCCAUCCCCCCUUCUUUCACAAUCCGCCGGGCUUGGCAGCGUUGUCGGGAGAGAAAGGGCAAUGCGGCUCCGGGCUGUCCAGCCCACACCUCCUCCAGAGAGCGUGGCUGGAAUGGGUGGAGGCCAGGGAGCGGCAGUCAGCUGAUCAUUCCCACCCGGAGCCCGGGACCCGGACUUGGGUCCCCAGUCCGCCGUGCGACCUCGGGCGAGCGAGCGAGCGCCUUUCUCUCGGGGCCUGCCUCAGUUUCCCCCUCUGUAAAGUGGGGGCGUUCCCAAGCCCCCUCUCGGCUCUCCGCCGGCGCCGGGCGUCUCUGUGGCACCGGCUGACCUUUCCAUGCCGUUUCCUCCGGGGUGGCCCCUCCCCCACAGGCUCCUCCCCGACUCGGGCAAACCUGAAGAGCCAGCUGGGAGGGCUCGGCCGGCCGGCAGAGGGGACCGGUGCCGCAGCCGCCCGGCAGUCGCAGAGGAGGAAGCGCCCCGCCCGAGCCCUCGUCUACCGAUGGGGGCCCAGAGGCGGCCCAGGGCCGCCCCUCGCCCGAGGGCGCACAGCUAGGGAGCGGCGGAGCCGGCCCCCCUUCCUCCAGGCCCGCGCCAUGCUCCAAGGGCUCCCCGAGGCCAGGGCUCUGCCCCCGGGAGGCGGCUCGGAGGGGCUGCCCGAGGACGACAUCGAAGCGCUCCUGGAGGAGAUGGAUUACCUGCCGGGCCACUUCCACCUGGAGCUGAACCUCAACUUCGAGCCGGGCUGCGCAGCGUCCUUCCGCGGCCGCGACAUGAAGCUCCGGCGGGAGAGCCUGCGGACCGAGCUGGACUUCGAGGCGGGGCCCCUGCGGCACGCCGUGCAGAACCUCCUGGGCGUCUUCUCCCUCCACCUGGAGGAGCUCGAGCAGGCGCGCGAGCUCUUCGUGCAGGUGACCCGGGAGGCUCCGGACAACCUGAACGCCUGGGCCAACCUGGCUCACGUCUACGACCAGCUGGGCCUGGAGCAGGAGGGGGCGCGCUGCGCCGAGAAGCUGUCCGGCCUGAUGGGCCUCGAGGCCCGGGGGGAGGGGCCCCCCGAGGGCGACCUCCGGCUCAGGGCCGCCCGCUGCCUGGCCGAGCAGGGCUACGCCUCGGCUUUCGACGUGGGCUUCGCCAGCGAGAGUGACCAGGCCCAGAAGCUGACCGCCGGCCUCGCCCUCUACGACCAAGGCCUGGCCUACGGGCAGAAGAUCCCGCUGGAGGAGAAACGAGGCUGGUACUUCACAAUGGCAACGCUAUUCCUCAGGCUAGAUGGCAUCUUACUGAAUCAGGGCACUGAGGAGCAGAAGAGGCUGGUUCCCUUUAACCGCACCCUCAAGCUGCUCCGGGAAGUGGUCAAGUCCUCCAGCACCUACCAUCGAGCUCUGGCCUGGUGCUACCUUGGGAUGCUUCUGGAAAGGAAAGACACCUUCUCUACCACCCCUAUGGGGGUGCACGACUGCGGCUACUCGGGGACUGACCCCUUGGACUGUUUCGGCAAGGCCAUAGAUAUUGCCAAGGACAACGUGCCCAUCUUGAACCGGCUGGCCAAGAUUUUCCAUUUCCUGGGGAAGCAAGACAUGGCCAUCGGCACCUGCAACAUGGCCCUGGACAUCCUAGCGGAUCCCGAGCUCAACUGGCAGGCUUACUGCACCAGGGCCAAGAUCCACACCAAAGCAUACCUGCGGGACCUGGAACGGGCCAAGGCUGGCCUUGGAGGCCUGCCAGACAGGAAUCACCUCACAGUGGCCAGGGCUGACUUGGAGGAGGUGGUCAAGGUGUGCCCAGGCCUGAAGAUCUACCUGGACAUUGGUCAGGUCUACUAUUACAUGGGAGUGGACGCCGUGAAGGAGCUCCUGGCCGUGGACGAGGCGGCCCUGAACAAGGCUUUGGUCUUCUUCGCCAAAGCCAUGGAGUACGACAUGGGGGAGACGCUGCCCGAGAUCCAGCUGCUGCGAGGGAAGUGCCUGCGGAUCAAGGGCGAGGAGCCCAACGCCGUGGAGUGCUUCAAGCGCGCCAUCGAGCUGGAUGACAGUGGCUCCCGCCACAGCGACGCUUUCCGCUGCCUCCUCGAGACGCUGCUGGCCCUACUGGGCCAGGCGAGGCUGAGCGCCGGCGAGCUGGGCCGGGAGGUGGAGCUGUGGGUGAGCAAGGCCCAGGGCAAGUACCCGGCCGAGCGGGUGAGGCAGGAGCUGCGGCGCGUGUGCCGCAGCCACCCGGCUGAGGUGGUGGCGCUCUCCAAGGCCCUGGUGGCGCAGGGCCGGCUGCAGCUGGUGCGGCUGCUCUUCGACAGCAUGGGCAGCAGUUGGACGGAGCCGCGGCCGAGUGACCGCUCCCUCUCCUGCUGACCUGGUACAUCCUUUGUACAGAUGAGGAAACUGAGGCUCAUUGAAAGAAAUCCAUACAGCUAGUUGGGCAGCUGGGUGGUGACAUACAUUGUAAAAAUGGAGAUUUGAACCCCUUGCGAGUUCCCAAAUUGUCUUCUAAUCUCCCUGAAUCUCCCUGAGUUCAAGAUCACAAAUUAUUAUUUAAAGGGACUCCGCCUACUGCUCGCUCUCUUGGCUUCUGCAUCUGGGCUCAGGCGGCUCUACCAGGCAGGAUGUAGAGUGAGUGAUUGUGAAUGGGCUCUCUGGGCCUAGACACAUGCUUUCUUAUUUUGUAUUUUCUUUAAUUCUUAAUCUUUAAUAAAGCUCUAAAAAAUAUAA